This is a messenger RNA of Parus major (Great Tit), 3073 nucleotides long. It is a transcript of the gene FDXR, whose product is annotated as ferredoxin reductase. Gene Ontology annotation, cellular component: mitochondrion. The transcript has 12 exons. Gene Ontology annotation, biological process: ubiquinone biosynthetic process. The record is from RefSeq and is a predicted model, not a curated record. The coding region runs from base 296 to 1747 and encodes 483 amino acids. Lineage: Eukaryota; Metazoa; Chordata; Aves; Passeriformes; Paridae.
GGGGGACAGCGGGGACACGUGUCUGGGACAGGGAACCGGGACAGGACCGGGAUCACCGGGGGAGCCGGGGUGUGGGGCCGAGGGGCUGCGAGAGCCGCGCCCCGCAGGCCCGUGCUCCAGCCCUGAGGCUGUGAGGCGCGGGGCCCCGGUGCGCGGGGUCGGAGGUCUGGGUUCGGGCGCUCCGGAGCAGUUGACACCCCGCCGGCCCCGGCCCGGCCCUAAGCGCUGUCCCUGACCUCGAGGCGCUCCCGGGUGCGGUACAUAGAGCCCGGCCCCGCUCUGCUCCGCCGCGGCGAUGGCCGGCGCGGGGGGCCGAGCCCCGCUGGGUCUGCGGCGGUGGCUGUCCUCGCCUGCCCCGGCACCUCGGGUCUGCGUGGUGGGCAGCGGCCCCGCCGGCUUCUACACGGCUCAGCACAUCCUGAAGCACCAUGGUGGGGCCCUGGUGGACAUCUACGAGAAGCUGCCUGUUCCAUUCGGGCUUGUCCGUUUUGGAGUGGCCCCAGACCACCCUGAGGUGAAGAACGUGAUCAACACCUUCACGCAGACGGCGCACUCGGAGCGCUGCGCCUACUACGGGAAUGUCACCGUGGGAAGGGAUGUGACAGUGCCUGAGCUGCAGCAGGCUUACCACGCCGUGGUGCUGAGUUACGGUGCUGAAGACAACCGGGUCCUGGGGAUCCCAGGGGAGAACCUCCCCGGUGUUUACUCAGCCCGAGCCUUCGUGGGCUGGUACAAUGGGCUGCCCGAGAACCGGGAUCUGAAGCCUGACCUGAGCUGUGAGACGGCGCUGAUUCUGGGUCAUGGCAACGUGGCACUGGACAUUGCCCGGAUCCUGCUGUCCCCACUGCAGCUCCUCAGGAAGACAGACAUCACUGACAGCUCCCUGGCAGCUCUUGCCUGCAGCAAGGUGAAGCGUGUCUGGCUGGUUGGGAGGAGGGGACCUCUCCAAGUCGCUUUCACCAUCAAGGAGCUGCGGGAGAUGAUAAACCUGCCUGGUACCAGAGCUGUCCUGGACCCUGCUGACUUCACAGGCCUUGAAAGUGCUAUCAAAGAUGCUCCUAGGCCCAGGAGGCGACUGACUGACCUGAUGAUCAAAACAGCCCUGGAGAAGCCAGUGGAGAUGCAGGCAGCAGCAGCAGGGGCAGCAGCAGCAGGGGCAGCAGCCCCCCGGGAGUGGGGGCUGAAGUUCCAGCGCAGCCCCCAGGAAGUGCUGCCCAGUGCUGAUGGGAGGAGAGCGAGGGGCAUCCGCAUGGCCCUGACCCGCCUGGAGGGCUCAGGUGACUCUGCCAAAGCCAUUCCCACUGGAGAUGUGGAGGAGCUGGAGUGUGGGCUGGUGCUCAGCAGUAUUGGCUACCGGAGCCUGCCGCUGGACCCAGCUGUGCCCUUCGACAGCCAGCGUGGGGUCAUCCCCAACAGCUCGGGCAGGGUGGAGGGUGUCCCAGGUCUGUACUGCAGCGGGUGGGUGAAGAGAGGACCCACAGGCGUGAUCAUCACCACCAUGAACGACAGCUUUGACACUGCCCAGUCUGUGCUGGAGGAUCUCCAGGAGGGUGUGCUGGAUAUAUCCCCCUCCAGAGAAGGCUUUGGACUUGUGGAGAGCAUCCUGCACAGCCGAGGGGUCCGUCCUGUUUCCUUCUCGGACUGGGAGAAGAUUGAUGCUGCUGAAGUGGCAAGAGGCAAAGCUGCUGGCAAACCCCGGGAGAAGAUUGUGGAUCCUGUGGAGAUGCUGCAGAUAAUCGGUCACUAAGGCAGCAGUGGUGGGAACGUGGCACUGCUCCAGUCGUACCAUCCUGGCAGCACCAGUGGGUCUGGGAGCACAGGGCUUGUGUCCAGGGCUGCUGGUGGCUCUGGAGGGGUGUGUGACACUGGAGCCUCUCUGGUAACAAUGAACUCUGGGCUCCUGAAGUCUCAAGACCAGAGGCUGCUGGCUGGCCUCACAUCCCUGCAGCCAGCUGCCAUUCCUGGGCAUGAUUCUUUCCUGUCUGUCUUCAAAGCAUUAAUGAAUCAUGCAGUGCACUGAGGGGAGGUGUGUGUGUACCUGGGGGACUCCUGGCCAGCCACUUUCCCACAACAAGGUCCAUGGAGGAGCUUCCUUGUGUCUCGCUGCCUCCCCUUUGAGCCACAAGCCAAAUGGCUUUGUUGCCUUGUCAUUCAUGCCAGAGCAGGCAUCUUUUAAUAGUGAUUUCUUUUUUUAAAUAAACCCUUCCAGGGAAGAUAAAAUCGACCUGCAACUUGAGUCUGGCUUUUUUGUCUGCCACUGCCUUAACCUUGGAGCAGCACCCAAAGCGUUGUGGCUCCUGCGACAUCCCAAGGCAAGGCAGCCCCAGGUGCUCUCCACUUGUGAGCUCUACAAGCAGAAGAGGGCAUUCAUUUGCUUUCUGCUUCCCACAGUUAAAUCCCAGCAGAGCCUGGGUUCUGUUUUGUGGGGCAGUUGGGAUAACAACCAUGUAAUUGCCUUGUUCUGGAUCAUGAGGGAUCCUGUGUCCAUCAUUACCUGCAAGUGCCGAUUGGUGCAAGCAGUGCCUUGAGCUCUUUCUCUCCUUUAGCUGGUGGGGUUAUGUUUUUUUGGCCUGUGUGUUUUGAAGCUUAUUAAAUGCUUCUCUUAGCCCAGAUUGCCUACGGUGACGGUGUCAGGUUUUAAGGCAGAUUACAAGCCGUGAGCUGUAAUCUCCUCUUUAUCCGUGGCGCAGGGGCAGCGUCAGCGGGGCCCCUUCCCUGGCUGUCCAACCCCCCCGUGCUCCCUGCCAGAGCACUGCAGGAUUGCCACCCCUCCUCCCCAGCCUGUGGAAAUGGUGACAGUGACAGUGGCUCUGUGAUGGAGGCAGAGGGGGAAAUCGAGCUAGGGCAACCUCCACCUCAGCCCAGCCCUCUCUCACAGCAGAGGACUUGCCCACAGGGCACUGUUCUCCCACCUCAUCUCAAGGAAGGGAGAUCUCUGACUUCUCCCUAUUUUCCCCUUUUUCUCUCCCAUCCUUUUCUAUUUAAAUCUCAUUUGAAAGCUCAUUAAGAAACUCAGGAAAAGUGAUAAUGGGAACUCGUACUCAAACAAGCAAUAAAGCUUUUGUGGAACAGC